Molecule: messenger RNA, 816 nt
Organism: Gloeophyllum trabeum ATCC 11539
Lineage: Eukaryota; Fungi; Basidiomycota; Agaricomycetes; Gloeophyllales; Gloeophyllaceae
Exons: 5
Coding region: 1-816 (271 amino acids)
Source: RefSeq, a predicted model, not a curated record
AUGGGGAAGGUCUCGCAACUUGUACUCAUCCGUCUCUUCUCCAGUCUAGUCGCAGCUAGCGUGUUCAGCUUAAUAUUCAUCAUACCCACGUUCGCCCUCGCCUCUCGCAUAAUGUACCUAUUAUUUAGGGCCCGUGUUCGAGGGAGUUUCCACAAUCUCUUUGAUGUUCCCUUCAUCGCGCGCGCCGUAGUAUUUAUCGCCUAUCUCUUCAUUGGGAUGGUUUUCAUUGCAGAAGGCAUAUCCAAAUGGACGAACGUUUCUUCUGACAUUUUCGUCUCGACCUUUCCCUUAGCAGUUUCUGUUAUUUUCGGGUACCGGCAGGCUACGAAUGCCUUGCGCACGCAUGUCUUCUACAGGCUGCUAAACCAUGACUCCAAUGGAGACAGACACCCUUAUCCUUUUGGACAGUCGAGUAACUUCAGACCGCGACUUUCGCGAAUGGUGACGCCGGACGUCACGAAUUUUGGUGUUGCAGAUCCGGAAGCUACCGCCUGGCACGACUUCGACCUCUCCACGGAUAAGCGCUCCCAAGGAUGCCAAUACGGCUCCGACUUCCUACAAUCGCCCCCUGAAACAGCCAGAAACUCCGUAGAGGACGAUCCUAAGCUGGAUUUGCCCGUGCGACCCAAGUCACUCCAUCUCCCCACUCAAGAAGGCGACAGCGAACGAGACGUCGGUCCCUGGGAUAUUGGAUCCAUCCAGUCCAGGAGGGCGCACGCGGUCUAUCGACGGGGUUCUGAGCUAGACGGGAUGGAUAUGUCUGAUAUCCUCUUUGAGUCGGAGCGAGAUCCAAUACUGGAAGGACAUAGACGCUAG